Fusarium venenatum is the source of this 519-nucleotide messenger RNA. The record is from RefSeq and is a predicted model, not a curated record. Lineage: Eukaryota; Fungi; Ascomycota; Sordariomycetes; Hypocreales; Nectriaceae.
AUGUCGUUAUUAUCAACAACUUACCUCCUUCUCGGACUCGCUGCUCACGUGACAUGCACCUCAUUCUGCAGCUAUCAACCAUCCACGAACGCAACCGUUGAAAAUUUCCCAAAGGCGUCGCCUGGUUAUCCUUACGACCCCAAUAUCCUUUCCGAAGUCCCUGUUGCAUCAGUAUGCAGCUCCGCCAACGCGACUGAUGAGCUCUCCUGUGCCAGAAGAUACAUUGACAUUAUUGAUGAACAACUCGCCUUUCUCUACGCUCGACGUCUAGGCUACGCCGCCGUGGCUGGGUUCGCGAAGUAUGACGAGGGUGUCGAACUGAAUGAUCCAGGGAGGAAUGAGGCUGUUGCUGAGGGCAUGGCGCAGAGGGUUCUCAAGUAUGGGGGCAGCGAGGAGGCAGGGAGAGUUAUGGGUGGCGAAGGAUGCCAGAUUUAUGUGAGCUUGGAGUUUGAAGUGUCUGAGAUCCGAGGGACUUGUGAUUCUGAAUUUCCAGAGGAUAUCAAAAGAGACUGUAAUUAA